Messenger RNA from Brachypodium distachyon (stiff brome), 3998 nucleotides. RefSeq lists its product as uncharacterized. The transcript has 27 exons. Lineage: Eukaryota; Viridiplantae; Streptophyta; Magnoliopsida; Poales; Poaceae. Gene Ontology annotation, molecular function: beta-glucosidase activity. The record is from RefSeq and is a predicted model, not a curated record. The coding region runs from base 66 to 3827 and encodes 1253 amino acids. Gene Ontology annotation, biological process: carbohydrate metabolic process.
CCGCCUUAUCUGCAGCUGCGAAGCGGGUACUUUCAGUACGGCAGACGAUACUUGUGGCAGCAGCAAUGGCAGCCAUCGUCUUCGUUUUCGUCUUCUCCUUGCUCCUGCUCCUCUCUGCUGCUGCUCUGGGUUUCACGAGGACCGACUUCCCGCCGGACUUCGUCUUCGGCGCCGCCACCUCCUCAUACCAGUAUGAGGGUGCUGUGGAUGAGGACGGCAGGAGCCCAGGCAUCUGGGACACCUUCACUCACGCAGGGAGACUGUCGGACAAAAGCACCGGUGAUGUCGCUUCCGACGGGUACCACAGAUACAAGGAUGAUGUAAAACUCAUGGCUGACACUAACCUAGAGGCUUACAGAUUCUCCAUCUCCUGGUCAAGGCUUAUUCCAGAUGGGAGGGGGACUGUCAACCCAAAAGGUUUGGAGUACUACAACAACCUUAUAGAUGAGCUAGUAAAACACGGGAUUCAAGUCCAUGUUAUGCUGCACCAUCUCGAUUUCCCACAAGUUCUGGAGGAUGUGUAUGGAGGCUGGUUAAGCCCUAGAAUUGUGGAGGAUUUCACAACAUUUGCAGAUGUAUGCUUCAGGGAGUUCGGAGACAGGGUUUCAUACUGGACUACGAUAGAUGAACCUAAUGUCGGUGUAAUCGGGUCUUACGAUACCGGAAUAUUCGCACCCGGACAUUGCUCCGAUCCUUUCGGACUGAUAGAAUGUAUCGUGGGGGACUCAACUGUGGAACCGUAUGUAGCAGCUCAUAACAUGAUAUUGGCGCAUGCAUCAGCUACAAGACUUUACAGGAAAAAAUAUCAGGCCACGCAAAAAGGACUGGUUGGCAUAAAUGUUUACUCCUUUUGGACUUAUCCUUUGACAAACUCUACCGCUGACUUACAAGCAACAGAAAGAUAUCAGGACUUUGUGUUCGGCUGGGUACUAGGUCCCUUGGUGUUUGGAGAUUACCCACAAGUGAUGAAGAAGAAUGUUGGUUCUCGACUCCCAUCCUUCACAAAAUUCCAGUCUGAAGCUAUCAAGGGCGCCAUUGAUUUCAUUGGAAUAAAUCACUACUUUUCUAUCUAUGUGAACGAUCGCCCUUUAGACGAAGGUCCUCGGGACUAUGAAGCAGACAUGUCUGUUUAUCAGAGAGGAUCUAGAACAGACCCACCAUCUGGUCAGUUUAACCCAGAAGAUUUUCCGAACGAUCCGGAUGGACUACAAUUUGUGCUCCAGUACCUGACAGAAGCCUAUGGUGGCCUUCCCAUUUAUGUCCACGAGAAUGGCGAUGCAUCUGACAACGACGUUCUCGAUGACACCGACCGGCUCGAGUACCUGAAGAGCUACAUUGGGAGUGCACUGGCCGCAGUAAGGAAUGGUGCUAACUUGAAAGGCUACUUCGUCUGGUCCUUCCUGGACCUCUUCGAGUUCCUGGGAGGGUACAACUCAGGGUACGGCCUGUACCGUGUCGAGUUUGGCGACAAGGCGCUGCCACGGCAAGCUAGGCUCUCUGCUCGCUGGUACUCCGACUUCCUGAAGAAGAAGAAGGACAGUGGCAGCGUCCAUGUUCAGAAUGAGCUUGAGAAUACAGGAUCAAGAGAGAAAGUGUUGCAAGUAAAUGAAAUUAACGCGGUCCUCGUCUCCGCGUCGGCGGCGCAGGACAAGAAGGGGAAGAACCGCCUCGUCUAUCCGCCGCAGUUCGCGAGGCUCGUCCGCUCGCCAAGGCUGUCCGAGGGCUUCUUCCCCGACGACGACGACGGCGUCUUCAGCUACGCCAAGCCCCUGGCCUCGCGGCGCGGGCUGCUCCUGGCGCGCGUCAUGCCCACGCCCCUCGACCGCCGCAAGCUCCACCUGGCCGUGUGCCACCCGCUCCUCGGCCACCGCCGCAGCACGCGCCUCGUCCCGCCGCCGCCGCACCUCGACCUCUUCGGCGCCGACAUCACCGGCUACGCGCUCCUUCCAACCGACCACCGCGACCACCAACGGGAGCCCGAGUUCCGGGUGCUCAUCACCGCCGUCCACGCCGGCGACCGGGAGGACGACAAGCCCGCGCACCACUACGCCUACUGCUACUCCUCCGCCACAUCCACCUGGAGGAGGAGCGCGCCCAUCGACUGCCCAGCCAUGACCAUGUGGAACGCUAGCACUGCUACUUCCUCUUCCAGCGGCGGCGGCCUCACCAUGUCCGGGCCGCGCGCCGGCGUCGUGGACGCGCACGGCACGGUGCACUGGCUGUACAGGGACGAGACAAGCUUCUACACCCUCGACCAACAAUUGCAGCCAUGGCCAUCUUGUCUUCCCUGCUGCUGCUGCUGCUGCUGCUGUCCGCCGCCCAUGGCGCGGCGGCUCCUGCUCCCGACGGCUACACGAGGAGCGACUUCCCGCGGGGGUUCGUCUUCGGAGCCGCCACCUCCGCGUACCAGGCAUUCCCAUGUUUUGCAGUACGAGGGCGCCGUUGCUGAAGACGGCAGGAGCCCAAGCAUCUGGGACACCUUCACUCAUGCAGGGAAAACGCCGGACAAGAGCGUAGGCGAUGUCGCUGCCGACGGGUACCACAAGUACAAGGAUGAUGUCAAGCUCAUGGCGGAGACGAACCUGGAGGCGUAUAGGUUCUCCAUCUCCUGGUCAAGGCUUAUUCCAAAUGGGAGGGGAGCUGUCAAUCCAAAAGGUUUAGAGUACUAUAACAACCUUAUAGAUGAGCUAGUGAAACAUGGGAUUCAAAUCCAUGUUAUGCUUCACCAGCUCGAUUACCCCCAGAUCUUGGAUGAUGAGUAUGGAGGAUGGUUAAGCACCAGAAUUGUAGAGGAUUUCACAGCAUUCGCAGAUGUGUGCUUCGGGGAGUUUGGAGAUAGGGUUUCCUACUGGACUACGAUAGACGAACCUAAUGUCGCUGCGGUUGGGUCUUACGAUACUGCACAAAUCGCGCCCGGACGCUGCUCUGAUCCUUUUGGAUCAACAAAAUGUACUGCGGGGGACUCAACUGUGGAACCAUACGUAGCAGCUCAUAACAUGAUAUUGGCACAUGCUUCAGCUACUAGACUUUACAGAGGAAAAUACCAAGCCUUGCAAAAGGGAGUUGUUGGCAUAAACAUUUACACAUUUUGGACUUAUCCUUUGACGAACUCUACUGCGGAUAUAGAAGCGACUAAAAGAUGCCGGGACUUCAUGUUCAAUUGGAUACUAGAGCCCUUAGUGUUUGGAGAUUACCCGCAAGUGAUGAAGAAGAUUGUUGGUUCUCGCCUUCCAUCAUUCACAAAAGUCCAAUCUGAAGCUGUCAAGGGUUCUGUUGAUUUCAUUGGAAUAAAUCACUACUAUACUCUCUAUGUGAAUGAUAGCCCUUUACAGAAAGGUGUUCGUGACUUUGCAUUAGAUAUGUCAAGUGCCUACCGAGGCUCGAAAACAGACCCGCCAGUUGGUAAGUAUGCCCCGACAGCUAUUCCAAAUGAUCCAGAAGGAUUGCAACUCAUGAUGCUGUACCUGAAGGAAACCUAUGGGGACAUUCCCAUUUAUGUCCAAGAGUCCGGUCAUGGAUCUGGUAAUGACACUAUCGAUGACACCGACAGGGUCGAGUAUUUGAAGACCUUCAUAGAGAGUACACUGGAUGCAAUAAAGGAUGGAGCCAACGUGAAAGGCUACUUUGUCUGGUCUUUCCUGGACGUCUUCGAGGUCCUGUCAGGGUACAAGUCACGCUACGGCCUGUACCGUGUCGAUUUCGACAACGAGGCUUUGCCGCGGCAAGCGAGGCUCUCUGCUUGCUGGUACUCCGGCUUCCUCCGGAAGAACAAUGGCACCCAUGUUCAGAGCGUGCUCGGCAAUGCAGGACCGCAUGCUGAACAAUGAGUCAUCCUAUCAGAUGCAAUGGGGGUUCAACACUUGAACGUAUGUACGCGUAUCCUGGCAAAACAAAAACGGUGUAUAUACACAUAGAUACGAUCAAUAUAGUUUGGGAAAAUGAGAUAUAUGAAACUGUAACUUUGGCAACAUAGAGAAAUACCAUUGCAAUUUUGCUCU